GCGCUGCUGGGAGCGCGGCGGGCGGCGGGCGGCGCCGGGAGCCCCGCGGCCAUGUCCUCCCAGUCUCACUGGUUGACGACAGAGGAAAGGAAUCAAGUUUUACUGGAUCUCAAAGCUUCAGGCUGGUCUGAGCUGGGAGAAAGAGAUGCCAUCUACAAGGAGUUCAAUUUCAAAAAUUUUAAUCAGGCCUUUGGAUUUAUGACACGUGUUGCUCUCCAGGCAGAGAAGAUGAACCACCACCCAGAAUGGUUUAAUGUCUACAGCAAGGUUCAGAUAACUCUGAUUUCCCAUGACUGCGGUGGGCUGACCAAGAGAGACGUGAAGCUGGCUCAGUUUAUCGACAAAGCUGCUGCCUCAGUUUAACCAGGAUAUAAAUAGCUUUAAUACAGUGUCCACUGAUAUUUUGUUUUUAAAUGAUAUCUCUUUUUCCCAGUAAUCCUGAUUUCCAAAACCUGUAGAGGGAAGAUAUUUUGUAAAAGGAGUGGCUGAGCUUUUCUGACCUUCAGUACCUUAAUCGUGAGACCCCUUUGGCUGCCUGUGCUUGUCCUUUCCCAUUGCUGGUUCUGCAGGAGGAUGCAGUGGAUAAACCAGCAAUAAAUAAGUUUUGAGCAAUCCUUUUUUAGACACUAAACUGUGCUGGAAUGAAACCAGGAGCCCACCCGUGUGUGUUGGUGUUCCCCAAGCUCACAGGGACUGGUCCAGCUGCCAUAUGAGUUUCCCCCAUGCCUGGCCACUUCCCUCCUAUGGUUUUGUACAUCUCUGCACCUCAAACAGUGUAAGAGCAGCCUGGCCAGGUCAGUCCCCUCUGCCUUGGCACCAUCAUCUCUGCCAGUGACCAGUGACAAGUGCAAGGAUGCUGGGGAGAGCAGUGCAAGCUGCUGCUGCUAUGUCCUUGGAGUUGCAGCUCAACUGGCAGAAACAGCUGUAUCCAGAGCUGCUGCUUGAGAGCCUUUCCCCGUCUGAGAGUACAGAAUCACAUAACCACAGACUGGUUUGGGUUGGAAGGAGCCUUAAAGGUCAUCUCAUUUCACCCCUCCUGCUGUGGGCAGGGUCACCUUCCACUAGACCAGUUUGCUCCAAGCCUCACCCA
Molecule: messenger RNA, 1090 nt
Organism: Melospiza georgiana
Lineage: Eukaryota; Metazoa; Chordata; Aves; Passeriformes; Passerellidae
Gene: PCBD2
Product: pterin-4 alpha-carbinolamine dehydratase 2
Exons: 4
Coding region: 52-363 (103 amino acids)
Biological process (GO): tetrahydrobiopterin biosynthetic process
Molecular function (GO): 4-alpha-hydroxytetrahydrobiopterin dehydratase activity
Source: RefSeq, a predicted model, not a curated record